Macadamia integrifolia is the source of this 1548-nucleotide messenger RNA. RefSeq names its product AT-hook motif nuclear-localized protein 28-like. The transcript has a single exon. The record is from RefSeq and is a predicted model, not a curated record. Gene Ontology annotation, cellular component: nucleus. Gene Ontology annotation, molecular function: DNA-binding transcription factor activity; minor groove of adenine-thymine-rich DNA binding. Bases 181 to 1068 code for a protein of 295 amino acids. Lineage: Eukaryota; Viridiplantae; Streptophyta; Magnoliopsida; Proteales; Proteaceae.
GAUCUUCCAAAAGUGGUAAAAAUACCCAAAACCCAUCUGCCAUUGCGCUUCUCGUUUCUCAAAUCUCAAUAUAGCCAACUCACAGACAAGACAACAAGAGAGAGAUAGAGACAAGGGGAGAGAGAGAGAGAGAGAGAGAGAGAGAGAGAGAGAGAGAGAGAGAGCUUAGAAGAAGCAACAAUGGCGGAAUACGGUAGAGGAAGCUCCCUCUCACAAGCUCAAGGCUACCAUAGCCACACCUCCGACGAAGAAAACGAUGAUCAUAGCCCCACCAGAACCGGAGCUCUCUACACACCACCACCAAAUAAGCCCAACAGCUCCAACAACAAAGCUGUCGCCGGUUCCAGCUCCGGCGCCGGUAGAGAUGUUGGAUCAUCCGGUGAAACCGUUCGGAAGCCCCGAGGCCGACCACCGGGUUCGAAGAACAAACCAAAACCACCAAUAGUGAUUACCAGAGACAGUGACGCUGCAAUGAGACCUGUCAUUCUCGAACUCUCCGCCGGCACCGAUGUUGUAGAGAUGGUUUCUCAGUACGCUAGGCGCCGCCACGUGGGGCUCUGUAUUCUAAGCGGUUCCGGCACUGUAGCGAACGUUACCCUUCGCUUACCAGUCCCUCAUGCGUCCACUCUUAUCCUCCAUGGACCAUACGAAAUUCUCUCUCUCUCCGCCACAUUUCUGGGUUCCUCUGUUUCUACUUCGAAAUCGUCUUCCUCGACUUCGAUUAGUUCCAUUAUGAUCACUCUUGCAGGGACUCAAGGUCAGGUCUUUGGCGGAACUGUUGCAGGGUCUCUUACUGCUGCUAGUAAUGUUGUUUUGGUUGCGACUUCGUUUGUUAAUCCUUCAUUUCAGAGGCUUCCUUUAGGUGAAGAUGAAGAAACAGAGGAUGUGAAGCCCAAUGUUGUUGUUGGUGGUGGUGGUGGUUCUGGUUCUGGGAUUGAUGCUUUCACGGAGAGUAAUACAAGUAUGUCCAUGAAUCUUUACAGUGUUCAAAGCCCAAGCCCUUUGAGUUGCCAGGUUUCUCCUGAUGUUUUAUCUUGGCCCUCCACCACUCGUUCUUCACAUUACUAAAACCAGAAAGAUCAUAAAAAUUGGAUCUUUGCUUCUGUAUCCUGCUGUGUUUUGAUUUUGGGUUUUUGUGGGGCAUUUUAUUUUAUGUUCUUAUUAGUUUACAAGCCUUAUUUCAGGGUUCCUUUUCUUUUGAUUUCCAUUUCGUUCCCUAGAGAGGUAGCUUGGGAUGUGGUGAUUCUGCUUCUGGUUCUGUUCUUGCUCUUUACUGAUGUGGUGGUGUCAGUUUCUUUAAAAAUUUGUCAGGAGCAGGAUAGGUUGGAAAAGCUCUUGGGAAGUGCUAAUUUCUCCACCUUCAAUGCAAGCUGAUUUGGAAGGUAAUGGACUGAUGGGUUAUAGGUGUUUCUGUUUCUACUUUUCUUUCUUGUUCUUCUAAAGAAGAAGAAUUAACUGGAAUAGAACUAUAGAUGAGUGUUGGUUGGUUUGCAUGGUCUGCAAGUGUAAGACUAACUAUUGUUGCAUGAGAACUGGUUGCUUUGUUUA